Molecule: messenger RNA, 534 nt
Organism: Chenopodium quinoa (quinoa)
Lineage: Eukaryota; Viridiplantae; Streptophyta; Magnoliopsida; Caryophyllales; Amaranthaceae
Exons: 4
Coding region: 1-534 (177 amino acids)
Source: RefSeq, a predicted model, not a curated record
AUGGGUCUUGCUACUAGUAGCUUCUUAUUAGGAAAAGGGUCACCAACAACACAGAUGGUGAACUUGAUUACGGGAUCACUCUACAACAGUUUUAUUAAGGAAACCAGUGAAUUUUCACAGUUUGACACAGCAUUUCUUGAUAUAUACAACACUUUCAACUCGGCGUUGCCUGGUAAACAUUAUGAUGUACCCUCUAACCAGGAGAUAAAGAAAUGCUACGAGGAAUGGACUGCUGCUGGUGAUAAUGCAGAAAAGAAGAAGCAAAUCUUUGUAGACUUUAUAAGAAGAACGGUAAGCCUCAACAAGCCACAAAAAAUGACACUAAUAACAGGUUUGGUGACGCCACCAGCUGCCAUGGUAGCAAAGAAAGCUGGAGAGAGAGUCCCUGCACUUAAGAUCAUCAAAGUAGUACCUGAUGUCCUCUUUGUUCCAACUGUUACAUUUUUGGCUAUCAUCUCAGCCCAGGUAUCAAGAAAUGUGUUGCACAGGAGAAUGAUUCGCCGAAAUGAACAAAGAGGGGAACAAAACAUCUAG